Molecule: messenger RNA, 472 nt
Organism: Uranotaenia lowii
Lineage: Eukaryota; Metazoa; Arthropoda; Insecta; Diptera; Culicidae
Exons: 1
Coding region: 44-472 (142 amino acids)
Source: RefSeq, a predicted model, not a curated record
UGAUUCAGUUGAUUGAUCGAAUAAAAGUCAUCCGGUCAAUGUGAUGGCAGCCAUCAAUGGGCACCUGAUCGAGUUGAUAUACUUGGCGGCACAAAUACCGGGGCCCACGGAUCGGGUCCGGGUGACCGAGUGGAUUCGAAAGUUGAAGGAUACUCAUUCGGAAAAUUUGGCGCAUCCUCGGGUGGUUCCUGAGUACCUGGAAUAUCUUAAAUUGUUGCUCAGCCAGAGUCCAAUUUAUUUUGUGGAUCCCUUUAAGAAACUACCGCCCAAACAGCCUGGAUUGGUUCCGUUGGCUGAAGCCCUGGGAAAUUCGUUGGCGGAUCAGUGUCCCUACUUGCCUCGAACCGGAAAGGUUGCCCCGGUUUUACUUCAUCGAAGUGGGAACGAUUCAGCUUCAAUUUCUGUUCAACGAGAGGCGGAUGGAAAUGUCGUAUGCUACAUGGCAAUUUCCCCAAAAGACCCAAACAUUUAA